CUUAAAAUUACAGAUUUUAUAACAUGAACUUAUUAUUUCAAUAAUUUGGAGCAUGCUGCCCUGAAUAGACUUUGUAUGUUUGUUCCCUUUUAUUUUUAGAGGGUGCCAGCACAUAAUAAUAUAAUGAGACAGCCAUAUGUCUCGUCCAGGGCCAUCUGAAUCCACAAUAAAAACCUGUUGAAUGAUUUACAGUAAGAAGAUAUACUGAAGACCCUUCCAGGAUGUUUAACAGCAGUCUGUCCGUGUCAGAGUUUGUUUUGCACUGUGCGAUUAAGCCUGAACAAACAAGUACAACAAUUGCUCUACUCAUAUUGAUCUGCCUGGUAUCUUUCUUUGGAAAUAUGUUAGUAAUUCUGAUCAUAAUAACGAACCAUCAGCUGCAUUCCCCAAUGUAUAUUUAUAUUGGCACUCUUGCAAUGAUUGAUUUGGCUAAUGGCAUUAUUCUAAUUCCAAAAAUGUUAAAUGUCAUACUUUUUGAUGCUUUAGUAGUCGCAUACACUGCCUGUUUAAUACAGAUGUAUUUAAUAUUAAAUGUGGAACUAAUGGAAUCCCUUCUUCUGACUUUAAUGGCGAUUGACCGCUAUGUAGCUGUGGUUUUUCCUCUAAGAUACCCGUCAAUUGUAACAAAUAAAACUGUAUGGGUUUGUGUUGUGAUUUUGAUCAUUAGUGCCUUCUCGAUCAAUUCUUCCUAUGUAUUUUAUACAAAUGAGCUUCUUUUUUGCAAGACAAAUAUUCUUCCCUAUUGUUUCUGUGAUUAUUCAACCAUGGUUCUAAUCUCCUGUAGCGAUAACCCCAAAUUUUUAUUACUUUUGUCAACUAUAGUCAUUACCUGUGGAAUGUUCCCAUUUGCACUAAUACUAUUUUCUUACAGUAUAAUUGGUUUGGCUGCCUUGCGGAUCUCCUCAGUUGAAGGGAAGAGAAAAGUCUUCAGCACCUGCCUUUCCCAUCUUCUGGUGGUUGGAUUUUUUUAUAUACCGUUUAUGGUAUCCUACAUACUACCUGGAGCAGGAGUCAAGCUGUCGACUGAAGUCUACAAUAUAAUGGUUAUUAUUGGAAAUGUGGUCCCUCCCAUGAUGAACCCUAUAAUCUACAGUUUUAGAAAUAAGGAAAUUAAAAACAGCAUUUACAGGCUUUUAUCAGGGAAAAAAACAGCACCAGGCAUCAAUAACCAUUAACUGACUAUUUCUGUAU
Erpetoichthys calabaricus (reedfish) is the source of this 1191-nucleotide messenger RNA. Its product is annotated as olfactory receptor 1J1-like. The coding region runs from base 222 to 1175 and encodes 317 amino acids. The transcript is spliced from 2 exons. Gene Ontology annotation, biological process: G protein-coupled receptor signaling pathway. Gene Ontology annotation, cellular component: membrane. The record is from RefSeq and is a predicted model, not a curated record. Lineage: Eukaryota; Metazoa; Chordata; Cladistia; Polypteriformes; Polypteridae. Gene Ontology annotation, molecular function: olfactory receptor activity; G protein-coupled receptor activity.